This is a messenger RNA of Melanotaenia boesemani (Boeseman's rainbowfish), 1188 nucleotides long. RefSeq lists its product as uncharacterized. Lineage: Eukaryota; Metazoa; Chordata; Actinopteri; Atheriniformes; Melanotaeniidae. The transcript is spliced from 6 exons. Bases 136 to 912 code for a protein of 258 amino acids. The record is from RefSeq and is a predicted model, not a curated record.
GAGUUCAAGAUCAAAAGACGUUUAGACACUGGACAGUGACCGUUUUUUAUCAUUUCAUCACUGGACUUCAGAAAUUAGCAAGCGCUUUGGACUGUUUUACCAACCUGAACCCGUUCAACCAGAACUCUCCAACAAAUGACACCAAGAAGAGCCUCAGCUCCAGAGGCUGUGGACGAACUUCAGACCAGGAGAAUGAUGGCGUUGAAAGGAAUACUUUCCCAGAAGAUCCCUGGGCCGUUUUUCAAACCUCCCCCCCUGUUCAUCCAUGUUCUUUGCAGUAAAGAAGACAAACGUGUCAUUAGUUGGGAUUUUAUUGACGGCUCUGCAACCCCUUGUUGCACAAAAAUAAACAAAUGUAUUGCUGUUACAGAUGGCCAAUUUGUGACCAAAGUUACCCUUUUUGAAGAGCUGGCCCAUAAGGUAGUUGACAACAGAAAUUAUUACCUUAAAGGAUAUGAGCUCAGGGGAACAUCACCUCCCUACACCUUAUGGGUAACACGAGAAACAAAGUUUUAUCGUACGUCCCCUGUCCACGUGACACCUGAUUUGUUUGCAGAGGGCGAAAAGCUUUUAAAUCCUGAGUCAAGGGCCAUCCCUCUGGGAAUCACUGGAGAGGUCCAGGGUUUCCUAACCAUUGAAGGGCGAGUCGUUUUGAUGUCAGAAGUCAAGAAAAUAAGCAUAAGAAGAGGGGAUGUACCAAUGAGGAGAGUACAGAUUGAGGAGAAAGAUACACAGGUCACAGUAACUCUCUGGAGGGAGGCUACCAUGGAGAAAAUUGAACUCGGGAAACGUAUAAAGAUAACACACCUGAAACUGUCCAGUAGGCCCUAUAGGGACCAGCUUCAGAGUACUAGGUAUUCAACAUUGGAGGUCUGUCCCGUUCCCUCUGUUCUCCCUGCUGGGAGGAGCUAAAAUGCAUAUAGAGUAGUCGAGUGGAAGAACUGUGUGUGUUCAACAUGGUAAAUGAGAUAAGGGAACAGUGUUUCACUAUAUGGUUGUCAGAUUAUCUUGUGCCUUGGUGUCUCGCUGUCUGGCCAUUUUGUUUCUCAGGUAUGCCUGUUGUGUUUUUGUUCUCCAGUUUGAGAACUCAUAUUGUUUAUGUUCCUGUAGUGUUUCCAGAUUUUGCCUGUUUGCUCACUGAUUGAAGUGCUUUAUCUAAGCUUUUUAAAAUAAAUCUCAUCUUAUGGA